Messenger RNA from Dicentrarchus labrax (European seabass), 1489 nucleotides. RefSeq names its product coenzyme Q3 methyltransferase (gene coq3). Gene Ontology annotation, biological process: ubiquinone biosynthetic process. Lineage: Eukaryota; Metazoa; Chordata; Actinopteri; Moronidae. The transcript has 6 exons. Gene Ontology annotation, molecular function: 2-methoxy-6-polyprenyl-1,4-benzoquinol methyltransferase activity. Bases 69 to 1109 code for a protein of 346 amino acids. The record is from RefSeq and is a predicted model, not a curated record.
GAUAGGAACACUGUCGCGCAAACCGACUACCGUAGUGCAGUGAACUAACUCACAGUAGCUAGCUGCUGAUGGGUCACGUCAGCAUGUACUCCGGUAAGUUUGGCCGCCUGAUGUUCGCGCUGUGCAGCCGUAAAGCGGCCGCAGUCCCCGGCGUGGCGCGGAGCGGCUUCAGCUGGACUGCGGUGUGCCAACAGCGGACACUGUGUCUGCAGAGGAGCGCCUGUCCGAAGAGCCAGCCACACAGCGUCCCCUGUCACUGCAGUGCUCGGUCAGCCUCAACCACAGUGGAUCCCGAUGAGGUGAGGAGGUUCCAGUCACUGGCCAGCAAGUGGUGGGACGAACAGGGAGAAUUUGCAGCUCUUCACGCCAUGAAUGACCUGAGGGUGCCUUUCAUACGGGAUAAUCUGCUGAAUGUGCACAACACACGUCAUCCUGGGAAACCACUCGCAGGACUCAGAAUACUGGAUGUCGGCUGUGGAGGAGGCCUGCUCACAGAGCCCCUGGGUCGCCUGGGGGCCAGUGUGUUGGGUAUAGAUCCGGUAGAAGACAGCAUCGGCACAGCCCAGCUGCAUUCUUCCUAUGACCCGGACCUUCGUGACGUCUGCUACCAGGCCUGCACCCUGGAGGAGCUCUCGGCAAAGGAGGGGGGAGGGGAAGACGAGCCUGGGGCGGGCCAGUUCGAUGCCGUCGUAGCGUCCGAGGUGGUGGAACAUCUGGCCGACCUGGAAACAUUCGCCUUCUGCUGCGGCCUCGUAGUGAAGCCCGGGGGCUCACUCUUCAUCACUACUAUUAAUAAAACCAACCUGUCAUACGCAUUGGGUAUUGUUGUGGCCGAGCAACUGCUGCGCAUUGUUCCCAGUGGGACGCACGACUGGGAAAAGUUCAUCAGCCCAGUAGAGCUGGAGCGCCUCCUGGAGUCCAAUGGUUUCUCAGUGCAGUCUGUUCAGGGAAUGCUGUACAACCCAGUGUCAGGAGCCUGGAGCUGGACUAACAGCACUGCCAUCAACUACGCCCUCCACGCUGUCAAAGUGAGUGACGAUCCCCAGCCGGACCAGGCAGAGGGGAGCAGCACCCACCCAGAGGACCACACUGCAGCCUCACCCAGCUGAGCUAAACACCUGGAGGACAAGGCGAUGCAGAUGUGCAGAGUCCUAACUUCCCUGUGGAAGACUGAGGUCACUGAAGGAAAGGGACAAACAGCCUUGAGAUAGAAUUAGAGAUGUACUGCCAGUGCACUCAGAAUAAGGUUGCAUUGUGUUGUUACAGACUGUUUAACGAGUGUUUGAGGAGCUGUACAAAGCAACUGUACAUCCUCUAAUCACAUCAUUUUCAGUAAUCACUGUACUGAAUCAGCUUUAUAUUUUAGCUUGCUAGCCUGUAUUAAAGCUGUCCUCUCAUCGGCUGCAUUUCUGAAGAGUGAAAGUACCACAGUGAAACGUCUGAUUUAUCUGGCUGCUCACAAUAAAUAUGAUUUUCAUGUUGGUUUUUA